Molecule: messenger RNA, 1090 nt
Organism: Juglans regia (Persian walnut)
Lineage: Eukaryota; Viridiplantae; Streptophyta; Magnoliopsida; Fagales; Juglandaceae
Product: NADH--cytochrome b5 reductase 1-like
Exons: 9
Coding region: 9-845 (278 amino acids)
Biological process (GO): electron transport chain
Molecular function (GO): cytochrome-b5 reductase activity, acting on NAD(P)H
Source: RefSeq, a predicted model, not a curated record
CUCUCAGAAUGGAGCUUAUGCAAAUUUCCCUGGCCCACUUGCUCGGGACAGCUUUUGCUCUAUCUUUGGUGGCCAUACCUGCUGCCUAUUUAUAUUUCACCAAUAAACGCAAAGGUUGUUUAAAUCCUGACAAGUUCAACGAAUUCAAACUUGUUAAGAAAACUCAGCUAAACCAUAAUACUGCAAGGUUCAGAUUUAGUCUUCCUACACCCACUUCAGUAUUGGGUCUUCCCGCCGGACAGUAUGUAAUUUGCAGAGGAAAGGAUAACCAAGGUGAAGAAGUGAUUAGACCAUAUACACCAAUUACUUUGGACUCUCAUGUGGGUUACUUUGAACUGGUUGUAAAGAUGUAUCCCAUGGGAAAGAUGUCCCACCAUUUUAGAGAGAUGCGAGAAGGCGAUUACCUGUCUGUGAAGGGCCCCACGGGGAGCUUUAAAUACAAACCUGGCCAAGCUAGAGCUUUUGGAAUGCUUGCAGGUGGCUCUGGCAUAACCGCAAUGUUUCAGCUCACUCGAGCCAUACUAGAAAACCGGAAAGAUAAGACCAAUGUGCAUCUUAUCUAUGCCAAUGUCACCCUAGAUGACAUCCUGUUGAAGGAAGAGCUAGAUGCCUUUGCUAGAAAUUUCCCUAAUCGUUUCAAAGUCUUCUAUGUCUUGAAUGAGCCUCCUGUGCCAUGGAAUGGUGGCGUUGGGUUUAUAACCAAGGAAAUGAUUCAAACCCAUUUCCCAGCACCAGCCCCAGAUGUUCAGAUUCUGAGGUGCGGUCCACCAGCCAUGAACAUGGCCAUGAAAGCUCACGUUGAUGCACUUGGAUACACAUCAGACAUGUGUUAUAAUGAACCCUAGGGAACCCUUGAGAAGAUAACUGAGAAGAGAAGUUUGAAGUGAACUGAAGUGUUGUCGUGAAGGCUAAACUUACAUGAGUUCGGGAAUGGGCUGGAUCACGUAGAGGCUGAAGCCCGUGCUGCAAUAGGGUUUUAAGAAUAAGUGGGCCUUGGCCCAGUUCAAUAUUAAGUCUAUUAAUGUUUUAAAAUUAAUCCAGUAUCGGUUAUUGUAUUUCCUUAUUUUAUUCCGUUACGUUGUUAUGGUAC